Messenger RNA from Musa acuminata AAA Group (dessert banana), 2035 nucleotides. Its product is annotated as ATP-dependent 6-phosphofructokinase 3. Gene Ontology annotation, cellular component: cytoplasm. The coding region runs from base 227 to 1840 and encodes 537 amino acids. The transcript is spliced from 14 exons. The record is from RefSeq and is a predicted model, not a curated record. Gene Ontology annotation, molecular function: ATP binding; 6-phosphofructokinase activity. Gene Ontology annotation, biological process: fructose 6-phosphate metabolic process; glycolytic process. Lineage: Eukaryota; Viridiplantae; Streptophyta; Magnoliopsida; Zingiberales; Musaceae.
UUCCUGUUUCUUUUCUUGCUGUUCUUCUCGUUCCUCUGCUUCUUCGUCUUCGUGUUUCUUCCUCCUUUUUAGUUCACAUCACCAUCACGCAUACCGCCACAAAUCCAUAGAACCGAGCCGCCUGAUCUGACAACCACCAACUCUUCUCCUCCUUUAAAUAUGGUGUCUCUAAGAAGUUCUCCAAAGAAGAACCUCUGCUUUGAUCCCCUCGUUUCUUUAUUGAUCGAUGGAGUCUUUGCCUAAUCCCCCGGUCCCUCAGAAGAUCGGAGCGGAUUCGAACGGGAGUGCUGCGAACUCGAACCGUUUGUUUGAUCUCCGGAGCUCGCUUUCCUCCGUGAAGCUGCCGGUGAGGAACGGAGCUGAAGUGAAGCUGCGGCUGGGAAAGAAGAUGGGAUCGGAGGCGAGAUUGUGUCCGAAGAUUGAGUACGGGGAUGGGGGUUAUGUUCUUGAGGAUGUCCCCCACCUCACCGACUACUUGCCUGAUUUGCCGACCUAUCCGAAUCCACUGCAAGAUAAUACAGCAUACUCGGUUGUCAAGCAAUAUUUUGUGAAUUUAGAUGAUACGGUCGCCCAGAAGAUUGUGGUCCACAAGAACAGCCCGAGAGAGACACAUUUCCGCCGCGCUGGACCUCGCCAAAAAGUGUACUUUGAGUCGGAUGAGGUGCAUGCGUGCAUUGUGACAUGCGGAGGCUUGUGCCCAGGGCUCAACACUGUGAUAAGAGAAAUAGUAUGUGGCUUGUCUGACAUGUAUGGCGUCACCAAAAUCCUUGGCAUAGAGGGUGGAUACAGGGGCUUCUAUGCUCGCAACACCAUCAGCUUGACUACCAAGAGUGUCAAUGACAUUCACAAAAGAGGGGGCACAAUCCUUGGCACAUCAAGAGGUGGUCAUGAUACUAUAAAGAUAGUGGACAGUAUCCAAGAUCGUGGCAUCAAUCAGGUCUAUAUAAUCGGAGGUGAUGGAACUCAAAAGGGAGCCUCUGCAAUAUUUGAGGAAAUUCAAAGACGUGGCCUCAAAGUUGCUAUUGCUGGUAUUCCAAAGACUAUAGAUAAUGACAUAGCGGUCAUCGACAAGUCCUUUGGUUUUGAUACUGCUGUAGAAGAGGCACAAAGAGCGAUCAAUGCAGCACAUGUAGAAGCUGAUAGUGUCGAAAAUGGUAUUGGCGUUGUGAAGCUAAUGGGUCGCUAUAGUGGGUUUAUUGCAAUGUAUGCUACUCUUGCAAGCCGAGAUGUGGAUUGUUGCUUAAUUCCUGAGUCACCCUUCUACUUGGAAGGGAAAGGUGGACUCUUGGAAUUCAUCGAGAAACGCCUUAAAGAAAAUGGCCACAUGGUCAUUGUUGUUGCUGAGGGUGCAGGACAAGAUCUUCUUGUGAAAAGUAUGCAAUCCAUGGACCAUGAAGAUGCCUCUGGAAAUAAGCUUCUGCUAGAUGUUGGACUUUGGCUGUCACAGAAGAUAAAGGAUCACUUCUCAAGCAAUAAGAAGAAGAUGUCGAUAAAUCUUAAAUAUAUCGAUCCGACUUACAUGAUUCGUGCGGUUCCAAGUAAUGCAUCCGACAACGUCUACUGCACAUUGCUGGCACAUAGUGCCAUUCAUGGUGCUAUGGCAGGGUAUACUGGUUUCACCAUUGGGCCUGUCAAUGGCAGGCAUGCUUACAUACCAUUUUGUAGAGUAACGGAAACAUGCAAGAAGGUUGUGAUAACAGAUAGGAUGUGGGCGAGGCUGCUUUCUUCAACCAAUCAACCUAGCUUUCUUAGUCACGAACAUAUCGAGAAGGAAGAUGAACCAUCAACAGAGUCAUUGCCGAAUGAUCAUGAUGUACGGAUCAGUGAUGGCAGCAUCUGAGAUAUGAUGAGUAUAGAGGCAUUGCAUAAGAAUUGGCUACUAGAUCUUUAUAAGUACUAGCAAGCAUGUGGAUAAUUUAAAUGUAUUUUCCAGUUACAGGGAGACCAUACCAUACCCUAUGUGAUAGAUUGGAGAGUAUUUGUAUCAGUACAAAGAUUCUAUAAUUCUGUAUCUGUAAGUAUUACCAAUUUUGUA